CGAAAGAAAUUUAUAGCACUGUGGGUCGUCUUCUCCGCCCACGCAACAAGCCAAGGCAUCGCCUACGCCAAAGCAAAUCAGAUCGAAUUAAGCUCUCUCUCAGUUUCUUCUCAUCGAAUUAAGCGAAACGGUUUCAGAAAGCUUUAGCAGAAACCCCAAUUCAUCUCCGAAAUCGUCGCAGGGUUUCUCGUCUUGAUCGGAGAAGAAAUCGUCGAAAUUGGGCGGAAAUGCUCAGCGAUGGAGAAGACACUCCUUCAAGGCAUGAAAUCCUGAGUAUGGUAAGAAAGCACUCAAAGUCGUUAGGGAAACUCGGAGCUAAUGAGAAAGAUGCUUCGGAUGUAGAAAUGGACUCGAAUUUCUGGCAUGGAAUCUUUGAUGUGUAUUUCAUUCGCGGCAACGAAUCAAGGGGACGACAAGACGACGAUCUUCUGUUUUUUGUGAAGAAAAUGAGCUGUAAACCAUAUGGUUUGAACGAAAAUGAGGAAGCUCCAGCCCCUUACUUUGUGCGCAGGUGGGCACCUAAGCAGUUAGACGAGAUCCUUGGUGAAAGCCUUCCCGACGUUGAUUGGAGGAAAUCGUUUUAUUUGAAUAUGAUUGCUCACACGUCGUUCACUGUGACAGUGGCAAUUUGCAGUCAUGAGGCUCUAAAGAGUUAUCAAACAGAUAGGGACACAUCACUAUCCCCUGUGUACAAGGUUGUAAAAACCGUCUAUGCCUCACCUAGCCGUGUUAAUUUUCAUCUAGACUCGAAGAAGGGAGACGAGACGACACCUGCCUAUCCGGAUAUUAGUUUUGCAGUUGAUGAUUUUGACUCAACCUUUGAUGCUGUGGUUUUGACAGAAAAAGAUCACUGCUAUUGUGUGCUUCUUAAUGCCCAUGAUGGAGCUGCAUUUCCAAGUGAAAAAGGGGAAGAUGCUAACAAUGCAAAUACCGAUUCCGACUCCUCAAGGAUGAAAAAUGCCAAGGUUACUCUGUUCUCUGGAUUUGUCAGCUAUCACAUGGUUCGAGAUGCCUAUGAAGCGGGGAGGUCUCGGUUCGGGAGUCUUCUAUCGCUCGGACAUAACACGGGUAAAGCGGAUAGACUUUAUAUGAGGGGUCCCGGAGGAAGGGGAGAAGUAGAAGUAGCUGUUUCCGGUGUUAUAGAUCAGAGCGGGGUAGAUGUAGGGCCUAUGUCGCCGUUGCAGACGAAGAAGAGGAUAGGACUGGGGUCGAUAUUCCACAGAGCGGCGACCGUUGCAACGGUAGCAGCGAAACAAGCGAUAGCUGCGGCUACUUCGGCAUCAUCGGACGAAGAUGAGAUGAUGUUCCCUCUGAAGUGCUGUUUGAUGUCCAUUUCAUUGCCAUGGGACUCCAUAGCUCACGAUCUCCUCUUCAAGGGGUCUCCUCCGGUGAACAUGUGAGAAAAUCUCCAAUGGGAUAACCUUCGAAGGGCUUUUCGCAUUCGUAUGCAUUCGUUUUCGUGUUUUACGGGAAGUGAGGAAUUAUGCACGAAACCACUUCUCCUUUUUAUAGUAAUGGGUGGAUACAGGUCGGGUAACUGAUCGGGUUUCGGAGUUCGGAAUAUCCAUCCUCGUAUC
Molecule: messenger RNA, 1577 nt
Organism: Tarenaya hassleriana
Lineage: Eukaryota; Viridiplantae; Streptophyta; Magnoliopsida; Brassicales; Cleomaceae
Exons: 12
Coding region: 228-1400 (390 amino acids)
Source: RefSeq, a predicted model, not a curated record